This is a messenger RNA of Hypanus sabinus (Atlantic stingray), 8662 nucleotides long. RefSeq names its product relaxin family peptide receptor 2, like (gene rxfp2l). The record is from RefSeq and is a predicted model, not a curated record. The coding region runs from base 1923 to 3917 and encodes 664 amino acids. Gene Ontology annotation, cellular component: membrane. The transcript has 20 exons. Gene Ontology annotation, biological process: G protein-coupled receptor signaling pathway. Gene Ontology annotation, molecular function: G protein-coupled receptor activity; protein binding. NCBI's taxonomy places the organism in Eukaryota, Metazoa, Chordata, Chondrichthyes, Myliobatiformes, Dasyatidae.
UGUGACCAUCAGGAAACGACCGGACUGGUAUAUCAGUGGUUGUAGAAAAUACAAGCGAGCAAUUAAUUGUUAAACUGCAAAGGAAGUAACAAUUCACCAGUCUAACCCAACAACACACAUUGAUCGGGUCUCUGUGCCCUUCUCAUCCCGGAUGUUCCCAGGUAUAUUUGUACUCGGUCCAUCGCGCUGUCAUGUGAAUCCGCUUGGGUCUGAGCAGUGGUAAUGAAGGAACUACGCGGAUGCCCACGGAGAGCGCUCGUCAAGUAAGCGCUGUUUCUUCCUCCACAGACGCCGUCUGGUCUGAUUUCUUGCAUGUGGUGUAGUCGUUUUAAAUCUCCAAAAGCGACAGUACUUUAAUCUGGUGCGAAACCUCAACUGGACGCAACUCUCCGGAUUCCAGGUUUAAUCGGCACUCGAAUUCUUUACUCAGACCCUGCAGAGUCAGGUUUAAUAGCGCCGGCACACGUAGUGAAAUCUGGCUGUUUUACGCAGCAGACAGCGGUUGUCCAUUGUGCCCAUCGGAAACCUGUGUGGGAGAGCUUUUAAAGUGGAAAAGCUGUCACGCUGGGGCAGUUCCGCUCUCGCAACCCCAGAAAUCCGGGUUCAGUGGCACGAACGAGCGUUACAAACUGGGGUCUGCCUUGGUCGCAGUGGAUGACCAGGAAGUCUUCUGCGCCUUCACGAAGUGUAGCAGAACCACCUUCCUGGCCCUUGGAUCUCACGGGCCCAGUACGCCGGAGGCAUGUUCCUAUCUCUGUCGGCUACCCUCACCUGGUUCAACCCUCUUGUCGGAGCGGUUUACUGGGGUUGGAGGUGAGAGCUGAGUGUCCGGUGGGGACCAAAGGCGAGCGAGCUGUCCUGGAAUGGGCAUAAACCUUUAACUGGAGUUGCUACACUUCCUUGGACAACACAUACAUGCGAUACAAAAAAAACUAUAAGUUACAACAAAAAUGUAUGUACAGUAUAUAUUAAAAAUAAAUUAAAUACAUGGUGCAAAAAGGGAGUCAACAUAUAUGGUAGCGAGGUAAUGUUAACGGGUUGGUUCAUUGUCCGUUCGGGAAUCUGAUAGAAGAGGGGAAGAAGCUAUUCCUAAAAAGUUGAGUGUGUGUCUUCAGUCUCCUGUACCUCCUCUCUGACGACAGUAAUGAGGUGCAAUACAAAUCUUGCCCCCUGCACUGAAGAACAGAAUCGGGUAACCCUCGGGACCGAGGCGUAAUUUUCUGUUUCGCUUUCGAUUUUCUAUCAGAAAUGUUAAAUGUCCGAUUUCUGAGAUAAACGUGUAUAUAAACUGAUAUGGUACGGAAUUUCAUAUUGAAAUCGGUGGGCUUGAAGUAGAGCGCCGUAUAGAUGUUGCAAACCCUGAACUCCGGAGGGUAAGAACGGAGUCAGAUGGUGUGGCUCUCGGGGAACAUUUGCUGCGUUGUAAUAGUGAGGUCGGGCUGGGAAUGGGUUGGUCGAGAUGGGUCACUCCUGGAAGCGGGGCGGAGACUGGUCACCAGAGAAUCCGAUAUGCACCCACACGCAAGGUAAACUCCAGACAGCACAAUUGUUGGAGAGGGAAUCUCCGCAUUAAGAAUGACAUUUCUUCUUAUCUCAUUCAUCCUUCUCAUCACCAUUGCCGACCCCUGUAUAAAGGCAAUUGAGGUCUGAGCCCGGCCUCUCAGUCUCCAAGAUGUAGUGUGGUGGUCACUCACUGCUGGUUCCUUCUUCCAGUCAAUAAAAGCCGAUACCUCGCCUUUACGUCUCAGAGUUGCAAUGUAAUUCACACAGAAGAUCAAACCACAUUCUGUCCUGCUGGAUACUUUCCAUGUGGCAAUUUCAGUGUGUGUCUGCCGCAAACUCUUCAGUGCAAUGGGAUCAAAGAGUGUGGAAAUGGAGCAGACGAAGACCACUGUGAAGACUUGAACGGCUGGCCCCACAUUAUGGACUGGUACAUGACGCAAAUUAUUAUUGAUGUCAAUAAUCUGAUCAAUUGCUCACUUGAGAUGUAUCCGGAAGGGUGCAUAUGUAAAGGCUGGGCAGUCAGUUGUGAAGUUGCAGGCCUUCUCACUGUUCCAUGGGUCUCGUCCAAUGUGCUUGUACUAGAUCUAAAUUAUAACAACUUCACAACUCUCACAGAUGAAAUGUUCAUCAGAUAUCAAGAACUGGAUGUACUGAUGUUGCAAUUUAAUUCAAUUAGUUCCAUAUCCAGCAAAGCCUUUUCAGGACUUUCCAAACUGAGAAAACUAUUUCUGAGUUUCAAUCGCAUUACUGACCUGGAGCCUGGAGUAUUCCAAGACCUCUAUCGACUUGAGUGGCUGGUCUUGGACAAUAACAUGUUGCGAAGUGUCACUGUGAAGUCUUUUGUCGGCCUGACAUCUCUCGUUUUCCUACAUAUGUUAAAUAAUUCAUUGGAUCGUAUUCCCAAAAUUUGUGCAGUGCUCCCAAGCCUGAAUUGGUUGGAUCUGGAAGGAAAUUACAUUACCUCGAUUGACAAAGCAACACUUCAAAAAUGCCUCAACGUAACAGUUCUGAUUCUCCACAACAAUGAAAUCAGACAUGUGAAUGAAGAUCUGUUUACAGAAUCUACAAGAAUGAAAAAUCUUGACCUGUCUUCAAAUCUGAUUAAAGAGUUGCCGCGUUCAGCAUUCAGAGGCCUUAAAAACCUGAAACAGAUGAACUUAUCAAAUAAUCCUAUAAACUAUUUUCAUGUGGAUCAGUUUGAUGACCUUAUAUCUCUCAGGUCACUAAUACUGGAUGGUAUCAACAUUUUGAAUAUUGAGACCCGAAUGUUUGUGAACUUGAAGGAGCUCUCAUACAUAUACUUUAAGAAGUUUGAAUAUUGCAAAUAUUGUCCACACGUACGGAGCUGCAAACCAAACACAGAUGGAAUCUCAUCCUUUGAAAACCUGUUAGCCAGCACCGUUCUACGAAUCUUUGUGUGGUUUGUGGCAUUCAUGAUUUGCCUUGGGAAUCUCUUUGUUAUCUGCAUGAGGUCGUUCAUUAAAACAGAAAACAGAGUACACGCCCUUUCUAUUAAGUCACUCUGCUGUGCUGAUUGUCUGAUGGGAGUCUACCUCUUCCUCAUCGGUGCUUUUGACAUUAAGUACCAUGGGGAAUAUAACAGGCAUGCCCAAAAAUGGAUGGAAAGCACAAAUUGUCAGCUCAUCGGCGCGCUGGCCUUGCUUUCCACCGAGGUCUCUGUCAUGCUACUGACGUACAUGACUCUGGAGAAAUACAUAUGCAUAGUCUUCCCAUUCAACAAUUACAGCCCAGGCAAGCGACAGACUUUAUCCAUGUUGAUAUUCAUCUGGAUUACGGGAUUCAUCCUGGCAGUAAUACCCCUGUGGAACAUAUCCUUCUUUGGCAAUUACUAUGGAAAGAAUGGAGUAUGCUUCCCUCUUUAUCCUGAUCAAUUUGAGAGUCUUGGAGCAAGAGGGUAUUCUACUGGGAUAUUUCUGGGCUUGAACUUGCUUGCUUUCAUCAUCAUAGUCUUCUCCUACACCAGCAUGUUUUAUUCAAUCCAUAAAACGGGAGCACAGUCAGCAGAGAGGAGCCCAUUUUCCAGAGAGGUGGCGAUUGCAAAACGCUUUUUCUUCAUCGUGUUCACUAAUUUCCUGUGCUGGAUCCCCAUAUUUAUAUUGAAGCUACUAUCUCUGCUCAGAGUUGAAAUAGCAGGAACUAAUUGUGAUCUGUUGGUGCGACAUGAAACAAAAGAAAAGGAUUCAAGAAUUAUAAGAAUAAAGAAUUAUUUCCCAGGUAAUGUAACAUCCUGGAUUGUAAUCUUCAUCCUGCCAAUAAACAGUGCCCUGAAUCCAAUCCUCUACACAAUUACAACUGCGUCCUUUCAGGAAAAGCUAAAGCAGUGUUUGCAGAGCCAGGAUUUUCUUGGGCCAACAAAGAGCCUCACAAGCAGCACACAAUCGAGCAACGUAUAAUUCUGACAGCGACACUCAAAGGAGAGCAACUACCUUACUUCCCUAGAUGAGUGGUUCCUGACAAAGUCAACAGAGUCAUAGAAGAGUACAGCACAAAAACAGGUCCUUCAGCCCAUUUAGUCCAUGCCGAACCUUUUAAAUUGGCUACUUCCAUCAAUCUGCCCUCCAUACCCUUAUCUAAACUUCCCUUAAACAUUGAAAUCAAGCUUGCAUGCACCACUUGCAUUAGCAGCUCGUUCCAUAAUCUGAAGACCCUCUGAGUGAAGAAGUUUCCCCUCAUGUUCCCCUUAAACUUUUUAGCUUUCACCCUUAAGCCAUGACCUCCAGUUGUUGUCCCACCCAACCUCAGUAGAAAAAGCCUGCUUGUAUUUACCCUAUUUAUAUCCCUCAUAAUUUUGUAUACUUCUAUCAAAUCUUCCCUCUAUCUUCUAUGUUCCAAGGAAUAAAGUGCUUACCUAUUUAAUCUUUCCAUAUAACUCAGAUCCUCCAGUCCUGACAGUAUCCUUGUAAAUUUUCUUUGUACUCUUUCAACCUUACUUACUUCUGUCCUGUAGGUAGAUGACCAAAACUGCAGACAAUGCUCCAAAUUAGGCCUCACCAAUGUCUUAUAGAACCUUAACAUAACAUCUCAUCUCGUGUACUCAAUACUUUGGCUUCACUUACAAGUCCCGUGAUGCCACUUUCAAUGAGUUAUGUACCUAUGUUCCCAGAUCCCUUUGCUCUGCAGCACUCCUCACUGUGUAAGACCGACCUGGUUGGUCCUACUGAAGCACAACAUCUCAGAUUUGUCUGCAUUAAUUUCCAUCUGCCAUUUUUCAACCUAUUUUUCCAUCUGGUCCAGUUCUCACCGCAAGCUCUGAUAGUCUUCCUCACUGUCCACUACACCCACAAUCUUGGUGUCAUCUGCAAAUCUGCUGAUCCAGUUAGCCACACUAUUAUCCAGAUCAGUGAUAUAGAUGACAAGCAACACCAGACCCAGUACCGAUCCCUGGGGCACUCCACUAGUCACAGGCCUUCAGUCAGAGAGGAAACCAUCUAUUACCACUCUCUGGCUUCUCCCACAAAGCCAAUACCUAAUCCAGUUUACUACCUUAUCUUAAAUGCCAUGCGACUGAACCUUCUUGAUAAACUUCCCAUGUGGGACGUUGACAAAUGUCCUGCUAAGGUUCACGUAGACAACAUCUACUGCCUUAUCUUCAUCCAUUUUCCUGGCAACUUCCAUGAAAAACUGAUGUUUAAUUAAACAUGACCUACCACGCAUGAAGCCAUGCUGACUAUCCUUAAUCAGUCCACGUCUAUCCAAAUACUCACAUAUCCCGUUCCUUAGAAUACCUUCCAAUAACGUUCCCACUACUGACAUCAGGCUCACUGGCCUAUAGUUUCCUGAUUUAAUUUUAGAGUCUUUCUUAAACAGUGAAACACCAUUAGCUAUCCUCCAAUCCUUUGGUACCUUAUCUGUUGCUAAGGAUGAUUUAAAUAUCUCUGCUAGGGCCUCCAUAAUUACAGCACUUGCCUCCCACAGGGUCAAAGGAACACCUUGUCAAGCCCUGGGGAUUUAUCCACUCUAAUAUGCCUUAAGACAGCAAACACCUCCUCCCUUGUAAUCUGUAUAGGGUCCAUGAAGUCGACACCGCUUUGCUUCAUUUCUAUCGAAUCUGUGUCCAUCUCUUGAGUAAACAGAGAUGCAAAACAUAUUUAAGAUCUCCCCAUCUCUUUUGGCUCCACACAUGAAUUACCAUUCUGAUCUUCCAGAGGACCGAUUUUGUCCCUUGCGAUCCUUUUGCAUUUAACACAUCUUAGGAUUCCCUUCACCUUGUCUGCUCAGGCAGCAUCAUGCCUUCUUUUAGCUCUCCUGAUUUCUGUCUACAAGCACCUCGUUUGUUCCAACCUGCCUAUACCAGGACCUCAAUAUCUCUUAAAAACCGAGGUUCCCUAAACCUGUUAUCUUUACCUUUUAUUCUGACAGGAAUAUACAAGAUUUGUACUCUCAAUAUUUCGCUUUUGAAAGCCUUCCACUUACCAAGUACACCUUUGUCAGAAAGCAGCCUGUCCCAAUCCACAUUGGCCAGGUCCUUUCUGAUACCAUCAGAAUUGGCCUUUCUCCAGUUUAAAAUCUCAAACCACAAACUCGACCUAUCUUUUUGCAUACUUACUAUGAAACUAAUGGUAUUGUGAUCACUGGAUGCAAGGCGUUCCCCUACACAAACUUCUGUCACCUGCCCUGUCUCAUUCCCUAAAUGGAGAUCAAAUAUCACAAACUCUCUCAUUGGGGCUUCUACGUACUGAUUAGGAAACUUUCCUGAACAGAUUUGAUAAAGUCAAUCCCAUCCAGUUCUUUUGCUGUAUGGGAGUCCCAAUCAAUAUGCGAUAAAUUAAAAUCAACUAGUAUAACAACUUUGUGUCUGUGAUCUCUACAAAUUUGUUCCUCUAAAUCCCGCAAACUAUUGGGUGGUCUGUAAUAUAGCCCCAUUAACAUGGUCAUACCUUUCUUAUUCCUCAGUUCCACUCAUCUAGGAGUUCUUCAGUCUAUCCUGACUGAGCAUUUUCUCUAAUAACACCACCCCUCCCUCUUUAAUCCCUCCACACUGUCAUGUCUAAAACAACGGAACCCCAGAAUAUUCAGCUGCCAGUCCUGCCCCUCCUGCUAUAAUAUCAUAAUCCUAUGUGUUGAUUCCCAUCUGCCUUUCCUACGACAUUUCUUGCAUUGAAGUAUACGCAGCUCAGGACACGAUAAACCUUUUGAUUCCUGACGUUGUCUGAGGUCUUACCAACAUCUGGCUCCACCAUCUAUCUGCUAACUGUUCUGGCACUCUGAUUCCCAUGCCCCUGCAACACUAGUUUAACCCCCACCCCCCAUGCAGCAGUAGCAAACCUUCCUGCUAGGAUAUUAGUCCCCUUCCUGUUCAGGUGCAAACCAUCUCUUCUGUACAGGCCCCACCUUCCCUGGAAGAAAGCACAAUGAUCCAAAAGUCUAAUGCCCUCACUGCUACACCAACUACUUAGCCAUGUAAUAAAAUGUAAAAUCUUCCCAUUUCCAGCCUCACCAGCAUGUGGCACGGGUAAAUCCACAACCCUGGAGGUCCUGCCCUUUAACUUAGCACCCAACUCCCUGAACUCACUUUGCAGAACCACAUCACAUGGACCACAACCUCUGGCUUAAGAAUGCCUCCCACUUAAGAAUGCUGAGGACUCCAGGCACUAAGGAGGAACAUAUCAUCUGGGAAUCUCGUUCUUGUCCACAGAACCUCCUUCCUGUUCCCCUAACUGAUGAAUUCCUAUCACUACAGCUCACCUGUUCUCCCCAUUUCCUUUCUGAGUCACAGAGCUAGACUCAGUGCCAGGGCCUGACCGCUGUGACUUUCCCCUGUUAGGUCAGUCCACCUCCCCCCACCAGUAUCCAAAGUGAUAUACCUGUUGUUGAUGGCCAAAGGUGUACUUUGCACUGGCUGUUGAACCCCUUUGCCCUUCCUGACUGUCACCCAGUUUCCUGUGUCUUGCGCCUCUCCAUGUAUCCACUCUAUCACCCCCUCAGCCUCCUGAAUGAUCCGGAGUUCAUCCAGUUCCAGCUCCAACCCCUUAAUGUGGUUUGUUAGAAGCUGCAACUGGAUGCACCUUUUGCACAUGUAGUCAUCAAGGACACUGGAGGUCUCCCUGACCUCCCACGUCCCACAAGAGGAGCAUUCAACUAUAACACUGUAAUGUCAUUAUAAACUAUAACACUGUAAUGUCAUUAUAACAUUGAAUGAGUAUUACUGUCACACCUCUCAACAGGAGCAUCACUGUGUUAUAGAGUCACAUCUGACAACAUUACUUGUGAGAGCAUUAGCACCACAUUCCUUCGCAAAAUGUGGGAUAUACACUCAGUGUCCACUUUCUAAGGUACACCUGUACACCUGCUCAUUAACGUAAAUACCUAAUCAGCCCAUCAUGUGGCAGCAACUUAAUGAAUAAAAGUAUGGUCAAGAGACCCAGUUGUUGUUCAAACCAGACAUCAGAAUGAGGAAGAAAUGUGAUGCAAGUGACUUUGACUAUGGAAUGAUUGUUGGUGCCAGACAGGAUGGUUUGAGUAUCUCAGAAACUGCUGAUUUUCAAGCACAACAGUCUCCAGUGUUAACAGAGACCACAACCUAAAAACAUCCAAUGAACGGCAGUUGUGUGGGUGAAAAUGCUUCGUUAAUGAGAGAAGUCAUAGGACAAUGGCCAGACUGUUUCAAACUGACAGGAAGGCAACAGUGACUCAAAUAACCACACGUUUCAACAGUACUGUGCAGAAGAGCAUCUCUGAACACACAGCAUGUCGAUCCUUGAAGUGGAUAGGCUACAGCAGCAGAAGACCACACUGGAUUGCAUUCCUGUACUUAGUAAAGUGACUGAUGACAAACAAUCAUUGCGUUACACAGAUAUUUCUGUUAACUCUUCUCCUAAUAAUUGCACUCCUUGUAAGUUAGUGGACAUCUGUUGAAGGAGAUCUACUAGCAUAUUGCCUAACAAGUUAUGAUGUAAAUAGCACCAAUUUAAAGUGCAUUGAGUGAAUGAGGAACAACACUUUAUAUACCGGCUGGGUAGCCUCUAACCUGAUGGCAUGAACAUUGACUUCUCUAACUUCCGUUAAUGCCCCUCCUCCACUUCUUACCCCAUCCCUGACAUAUUUAGUUGUUUGCCUGUUCUCCAUCUUCCUCUGGUACUUCCCCCCUCCUUUCUUUCUCCUGAGGCCUCCCGUCCCAUGAUCCUUUCCCUUCUCCAGC